This is a messenger RNA of Dentiscutata heterogama, 365 nucleotides long. The record is from the annotation of a GenBank genome assembly. Lineage: Eukaryota; Fungi; Glomeromycota; Glomeromycetes; Diversisporales; Gigasporaceae.
AAGAUGAAGUUUUAAAAAUAUUAAAUCAAACAAAUAUUAAUACUUUUGAAGAAAGAUUAAAAAAAGAAGGAUUUGAUAAAGAUCAAUUAUUAUUAAUUAAUAAUAUAGAUGUUAAUGAAACACAUACAACAACUAAAAAAAAUUUAGUUUUAUUUUUAGAAAACAAUUUAGAUUUAAAUAAUGAAAUUUUUAUUGAUGAUUUAGAAAAUUUUCCAGAUGAAGAUGAUAAUAAUGAGAAUUUAUUAUUAGAAACUAAUGAAAUCUUAGAAAAUAUUAAUGAAGAAACCAAUCAAAUUUUAGAACAAGAUAAUUAUGAUGAUUAUGAUUGGGAUCCUAAAGAUUUUAUAAACUCAGAUGAUGAUUAA